AUGAAAUCUCUCGCGAUUCCGAGUCGCAGCAGUGGGAUAGUGGCGAAAAAGGCGACCUUGGAGACGAAUUCCCGCAGCGCUUGGCGCCAGGCAAAGUUUCGCGUAGUUUGUAACGCGCGACAUGGGGUUACCAGUCGGGGGACCACUACCUCUGGGACAAGCAGCAGGAGCAGCAGUACCAGCAGCAGGAAGGGGAAUGCUGACAAGGCAGAGAAGAGGGAGACGGGGAAAGGGGAAACGGCGGGGAAGGUGGCGGGGAAGGGGGAGGCGGCGGAAGGAGAGCAGGAGCUUGGCGGGGAAAAUCGGCCGCUUAGGCUGGUGGUGAAUGGGGGAGGGGCGGCGGGCGUGUUUGGCGCGAUUCGAGCCAAGGAGAUGGCGCCUGGUUUGGAGGUCAGAGUGGUGGAGAAGAGUCAACCGCUGGGGAAGGUGCGCAUAUCAGGGGGCGGGCGUUGCAACGUCACCACAGGUCUCACAGCCGACCCUAUGCACCUCUCCUCCCACUACCCACGGGGUCAUCGGGAGCUCAAAGGCUCCUUCUUCCGCACACACGGCCUGGCAGACACGGUCGAGUGGUUCACCCAACGAGGGGUGCCGCUCAAGACAGAAACAGACGGCCGCAUGUUCCCCGUGUCAGACUCCUCCCAAUCAGUCAUUGACUGCCUGCUCUCAGAAGCACAGCAGCUCUCAGUGACCAUCUCGCCUGGCUGGCCUGUAUCAUCCAUCUCUCGCACCCCUGCAGGCCAGUUCCUCAUCACCUCCUCCAAAAAGGCUCCACCGAUUACCAAUAGCUCCUCCUCUCCCUCCUCCUCUCCCUCCUCCUCCACCUCCCCUCUCUCCCUCAUGGCUGAUUUCGUUCUUAUCGCCACCGGUGGGUCAAUCAAGGGUCAUGACAUGGCAGCAUCUCUAGGUCACUCCAUCAUCCCUCCCUGUCCGUCACUCUUCACUUUCAACAUCCCUGACACUGCUCUCACUGCUCUAGCAGGGGUGUCUCUUGAAAACGUGUCUCUCAAGCUGCUCGUUCCAUCCUCCCCUUCUUCCUCCUCCGCCCUUUCACCCCUCACAUCCACCACUGCUGCCACCACCACCACCACUCCCACCGAGACUGCUGAUGCUGCCGCUGCCACUGCUUCUGCUCCUGCCGCCGUUGCCAGCACUGCUAAAACCAAGCAAAAGCUGCGGAAAGACAAGGAAACAUCCUUCACGCAGCGAGGGUCCCUGCUCUUCACGCACUGGGGAGUGAGCGGCCCGGCUGUGCUGAAACUCUCCGCCUGGGCUGCGAGGAAUUUGCAUGCCUCGGCUUACACUGCAACCCUAGUGGCUGACUUUACCCCUCAUCUCUCCGCUGCUUCGCUGCUCUCUGCCCUCACUACUGCCAAGUCAUCACUUCAGAAAAAACAAAUCGGUACCACUGCUCCAGUGGAGCUGAACCUUCCCAGAAGGUUCUGGUGCUACCUGCUUGAUCGUGCUGCAAUCAAUCCAGACACCCUCUGGGCACACGUGUCAAAGGCCCAUUUGCUCGCCCUUGCUGAUGUCAUCCACAAAGCUGAGCUGGCAGUGGCAGGGAAGGGUCGGUUUAAGGAUGAAUUUGUGACUGCAGGUGGUGUCCCUCUAAAAGAGGUCAAUCUCGCAACAAUGGAGAGCCGUCUCGUUCCCAACCUUUACUUCGCAGGCGAGAUACUGAAUGUGGAUGGAAUCACAGGGGGCUUCAAUUUCCAGGCCCCGAAAGUCCCCAGAUGUUUUAGGCUUGCCCGGCUCCGCCAGAAUAUUCAUGCAGACUAG
Molecule: messenger RNA, 1779 nt
Organism: Closterium sp. Naga37s-1
Lineage: Eukaryota; Viridiplantae; Streptophyta; Zygnematophyceae; Desmidiales; Closteriaceae
Source: the annotation of a GenBank genome assembly